AUGGCGCAACCCACGGAGGGGCCAGCGUUACAAUCCACGACGACGACGACUUCCACCAAGACAUCCUCGGGCACUUCGACAUUAUGGGACAAGACCAAGAGCGGCUCCAGUACGGUCUACAACAAGGCACUCCUGCCGGGCUUUAACAAAGCCUACAAGGUUGUUGACAAGCUGGGAGCCCCGGUGAAUCGUCUAUCGAACAAGGUCGGCUCGGAGGCAUUUUGGCCCACAACAAUGGACAAGGAAUCCGAAAAAGCUGCUCGAAUCCUGCGUGGCUUCUGCAAAGAUGGCUUCUAUGACCAGAUAGAGGAGAAAGAGCUCAAGAAGGUGGAGACACGGAAUGCGACAGCUGUCGGUGUUCCGCAGGGCAAGCAAAGAGUGAUGAAGAAGAUCCCAGCGAGCGUUAUCAAGAACGCAGUCGGCUUGGCCAUAUUUACAACGAUGCGAACCGGCUGGCUGUUUGGUGGCUCUGGUGGCGCCGGCGUGCUUGUCGGACGACACCCCGAGACUCGGGAAUGGAGCGCUCCUAGUGGUAUCCAGACCCAGAACAUAUCGUUUGGAUUCCUCGCAGGAGUCGACAUCUAUGACACCGUCCUGGUCAUCAACACAUAUGAAGCACUAGGUGCUUUCACCAAAUGGAGGACUACUUUGGGAACUGAAGUCGGGGUGGCUGCUGGCCCGGUCGGUAUCGGCGGCGCCCUCGACACGGAACUAACAAAACGUCAAGCUCCUAUAUGGUCGUAUGUGAAGAGUCGGGGGCUUUAUGCCGGCGUUGCGCUGGAAGGAAAUCUGGUCAUUGAAAGGACUGACGAAAACGCGAGAUUCUACGGUGAGCAGGUCAGCGUGACAGACAUCCUGAACGGCAAGCUUCGACAUCCCCCGGUCGAGCAGUAUCAGGUCCUUAUAGAUACGCUGAGAGCUGCUCAGGGCGAGGAUGUGGACGACAGCUUGCUCCCUGACGCCCCCGCUCCGAGUGACAUGGACAUUAUCCAGCAAGGCGGGCCUACCUUUGGGAUACCUUCGGAGGAUGAUCCAGAUCCGUACGGCGUGAAGGCUCUGGAAGCUGAAGGCUUAAACAUCAGAGAGGCUGGAACGCAUCAAAGGCCGCCUGCCGAGACAUUCGAAUUCAGACCGUCCCCAACCAGCCCGGUGUAUACACAUUUUUCUCGAAGAAGUGUGGACGGCUCGAUCAGGAGCCGGACGUGGAGAGACAGCACACACAGUCUGGCCAGCGUUACCCGAGGGACGCAGACCGAUGACGACGACACCAAGAGCCAGGAGAACAGUCCCCACCGAGACUCCUUGCGUGGUCUUGAGGGUCAUCAUUCAAGGAAACACAGCCAACUUGUAGACGAGCCACACCACGAACGAGACGAAUCCUUCUCAGACGUGGAUUCAGAUGUUGAGGUGUCUACAGCAGUGCCAGUCAUGGCACGUGCGAAGGUGGUUGAGGUUCCCAGACGAGUACCACCAGCGUUGCCACCACGAAACCCUGGGCGAGUCGCAUCGCCUAACUUAGAGACACAACCCCCUAUCGAUGGUUUCGAUAAAAUCGACUUGAACGGAGAUGCUGAACAGAGGCACGAAGGAGGACACGUCAUUACGCCCACAUCAACCCGGGAAGCCAACGACUCUACCUUUCAUUCCAUACCAGUGACGCCGAGCGACGAGGACAAAGACAAGCCCAACGAUAUACCCGGCUCCUUUCACUAG
Molecule: messenger RNA, 1713 nt
Organism: Cladophialophora carrionii CBS 160.54
Lineage: Eukaryota; Fungi; Ascomycota; Eurotiomycetes; Chaetothyriales; Herpotrichiellaceae
Exons: 2
Coding region: 1-1713 (570 amino acids)
Molecular function (GO): phosphatidylinositol binding
Source: RefSeq, a predicted model, not a curated record